CAUAUUACCUCUGACCAUUAGAUAAGGAGAGAAGACACCCAGAUAGUUCACUCCUAGUAAGCCUAUAACAAGGAGGUAGAAGAAUGUCUUCUCACCAUUUUCAACACUUAGCACUUCUCCUUUGUAUUCUAUCUCUGGCAGUGAUAGUCUUUCUGUCUGCCCCUCUUCAAGCUGCUGCCCAGAUCAGGCUGGUUGGUGGGAGCACAAGGUGCUCAGGUAGAGUGGAGGUCUACUACAACAGCCAGUGGGGCACUGUGUGUGAUGAUUACUGGGACAUGAGUGAUGCACAGGUGGUGUGUAGACAGCUGGGAUGUGGAGGUGCUGUCUUUGCCCCCGAAGCAGCAUACUUUGGCAAUGGCAGUGGACAGAUAUGGAUGGAUGAUGUCAGCUGCUGUGGUUCUGAAGGAUCCCUUACAGAGUGCUUCCAUCCUGGCUUAGGAACACAUGACUGUGUCCAUGAUGAAGAUGCUGGUGUGGUGUGCUCAGGUAACAGCCCAAUAUCUGUUCCAGAUAUGGUUGCCAUGGUGAAAAACGACACCAGGGUCAUGAGGGGUCAGGACUGGACGUGGGGAGACGAGGAUGGAAUCCCUCCUGGUAUUGGCCGUGUGAUUGGUCAAGUGAUUGCGAUCGGGUGGAUUAGUGUGAGGUGGGACAACGGCCAUGACAACUUGUACCGCAUGGGCCACGAGGGAAAAUACGACCUCAAGCUGGCCGAGCCACUGCCCUCCGCACUGCCCUCUACAGAGUUGUGUAUACAGCCCUCUGCACUGCCAUCUACACAGCCAGCCACCGGUCAGCACCACAGUCUCAGUAAACUCACCUUCACUACAGCUCUGCAGAUCAGUCUCAGAGUGCAGACAGCUGCUCAUGCAGGAUGA
Sardina pilchardus (European sardine) is the source of this 878-nucleotide messenger RNA. Its product is annotated as deleted in malignant brain tumors 1 protein-like. Bases 84 to 878 code for a protein of 264 amino acids. Gene Ontology annotation, cellular component: plasma membrane. Lineage: Eukaryota; Metazoa; Chordata; Actinopteri; Clupeiformes; Clupeidae. Gene Ontology annotation, biological process: protein ubiquitination; zymogen activation. The transcript is spliced from 6 exons. The record is from RefSeq and is a predicted model, not a curated record. Gene Ontology annotation, molecular function: ubiquitin-protein transferase activity; metal ion binding; serine-type endopeptidase activity.